AUGGCUCCGGGACUCUUGAGCGCAAACGGCAGUGCCACUAGAAAACAUAAGGUGACCGUUAUCGGUUCUGGAAAUUGGGGUUCGACAAUCUCCAAGAUCGUUUCCGAGAACACAAAAGAAAACCCGGAAUUAUUCGAGGAGGAGGUUCAGAUGUGGGUGUACGAAGAGGAGGUAGAGUACGAGGGAAAGACCCAAAAGCUCACAUCCGUCAUCAACACGCACCACGAGAACGUCAAGUACCUCCCCGACGUCAAGCUGCCCGCGAACCUCGUCGCGAACCCUUCCCUCGAGGACGCCGUCAGCAACUCGACCAUCCUGAUCUUCAACUUGCCGCACCAGUUCAUCCACAGGAUCUGCGGCCAGCUCAAGGGGAAGAUCCUACCGUUCGCCCGGGGCAUAUCCUGCAUCAAGGGCGUCAACGUCACGGACGAGGGCAUAUCCCUGUUCUCCGAGUGGAUCGGCGAGGGCCUCGGCAUCUAUUGCGGCGCCUUGUCCGGCGCCAACAUCGCCUCCGAGAUCGCGGCCGAGAAGUGGUCCGAGACCACCAUCGCCUACGACCCCCCGCCCAUGGACAGCUCCCGCAACCCCUCCCGCAACGCGACCCCCCGCUCCGGCACCCCGAGCCGCAGCUCCCCCCGCGAGUCGGCCAGCGAGCUCAGCAUCACCCCGCUCGCCGACCACCAGCAUCGCGACGUCCGCGGCCGCAUCAGCAAGACCAAGCUGACCCCCGUCCCGCAGGAGUAUCCCCCCUUGGACCACGACACCUUCAAGACGCUCUUCCACCGCCCCUACUUCCACGUGCGCAUGGUGUCGGACGUGGCGGGCGUCUCGCUCGGCGGCGCGCUGAAGAACAUCGUCGCGCUCGCGGCCGGGUUCGUCGACGGGCGGGGCUGGGGCGACAACGCGAAGGCGGCCAUCAUGCGGGUGGGGCUGCUGGAGAUGGUCAAGUUCGGGCACGAGUUCUUCGGGGAGACGAUCUCGACGGGGACGUUCACGGAGGAGAGCGCGGGCGUGGCCGACCUGAUCACGAGCUGCAUGGGCGGCCGCAACUUCCGGUGCGCGCGCAAGGCCGUCGAGAAGGGCGUCCCCGUCCAGGAGGUCGAGCGGACCGAGCUCAACGGCCAGAAGCUGCAGGGCACCAGCACCGCCGCCGAGGUCAACUCCUUCCUCAGGCAGCGCGGCCUCGAGCAGGAUUACCCCUUGUUCACCGCCGUGCAUAAUAUCCUCGAGGGCAGGAAUACCGUCGACGAUAUCCCGGAUCUUGUUGCGAGGACUUAA
Messenger RNA from Daldinia caldariorum, 1278 nucleotides. RefSeq names its product glycerol-3-phosphate dehydrogenase [NAD+]. Gene Ontology annotation, molecular function: glycerol-3-phosphate dehydrogenase [NAD(P)+] activity; NAD binding. Gene Ontology annotation, cellular component: cytosol; nucleus; glycerol-3-phosphate dehydrogenase (FAD) complex. NCBI's taxonomy places the organism in Eukaryota, Fungi, Ascomycota, Sordariomycetes, Xylariales, Hypoxylaceae. Gene Ontology annotation, biological process: glycerol-3-phosphate catabolic process; carbohydrate metabolic process. The coding region runs from base 1 to 1278 and encodes 425 amino acids. The transcript is spliced from 2 exons. The record is from RefSeq and is a predicted model, not a curated record.